AUGGCGGGCAACCGCGCGAAAGAUGCCCAUGGCAAGCGCAGUGGGCCUUCGGUGGCAAAGGUCUCCUCGCGGCCGUUGCCAUUGUGGGAGAAAGGAACACGAACGAAAUCUUUCAACAUGACCGCUAGCGAGUCGCGGCAGUCGUACCUUACUGUGAGAACAACUCAUCAAGAAAAGACGUAUGAAAUGUUUCUGGGCUACGAGAAAGAUAUUGACCGCCACUCCGGGUACAUUUCUCGGUUCCACGUUCUCCUCUUCCUUGCGCUCACGACUCUGUCAAUCAUCAUCUGCAACAUCCAAAUGGGUUUGCUGACGGCUAAGACUCGGGUUGUUGUAUCCGAGGAGGAUAUUUACACUGAGCUCGUUGGCAUGAAGAACAUGUCUUCUACUCUCAGGAGGGUUCGGGCCCUGUCGAACCUCUUCGGCACAACAUACCAACGUGUCAAAGUCCAGACAAAUCCUCUGACGCCGUCGUAUCUCGAAGAUCAUGUGUAUCUGCAACUGUAUAAGCUAGCAAUGCAACUGAUCAUUGGGUUUGAAGAUGUUCGGACCUUCGGCAAUUCCAUACGGUCAGCCACGCAUUGCCUAAACCAGAUCUCAACGUCGGCCGCGGGCGGGCCAUUGAACAACUCGACUUGUCCUCUGAAAACGGCAAUCCAGCGGCUCAAAACAAUCGAUCCACAACUUGCCGGCCAACUGCGAGAGGCUGUGAUUUCCAUGAAGGUGCCUCUGGCCCUCGUACUCGAACAGAAGAUCUUGGAUCUCUACCCCAGUGCCUGGCCAGACGUGUAUGACCCGUACAAAUUUACGCUGGGUCUCAUGAGCCAAGGCCGCUUCCGAGAGGUCUUUGAACGUGCCGAUCUAUACUUUGAAGAGCUCGAGCAAAUUGUAGACGUCCUCCGUUCCAUACGAAUUUGGCCAAAGCUCCUCCUUGCCCCGAGUCUCUGCGCUGGCCUCCUCACGUCUGCCAUCCUUCUCUUUAUCUUCACCGUUCAGCACUACUCAGCGCAGAUCGCGGAAGCUUUUCGAGUCUGUCAAGAUGCCGUGGCCAGGUCGGACGACGAGGUCCAGUCGAAAGUCGGCGAUAUGUCCAACGUCAUGUUCGCCUUGCUGGAGUGCAGAAUUCUUCCGCGUCUCCACCCGCUCUGCGGCAUGGCUUCGCUUCUCCUGACCAGCGGCAAGCUCACUGUCUACCACUUGAAGCUGUUGAAAAUCAUUGAGAAAUCAGUCGCUGAUAUCAUCGCCUCGUCCGUCAACGUGCUUGACUACAUCGCGGCCGAAACAGAUCUCUCGCCAACCAACGCAGAUCUCGCCAACUUGCGCUCGCUCAUCGAGGACUGCCUCGAGUCCUUCCGCCCCAAAGCGACCACCAAGCAGCUGCCUUUGAGCUGCGCCUUCGGCGCAGGAUGUCCCUCCUCCGUUAUGGUCGAUACAGCGAAGCUGCGCAAGGUCCUCAACCAGACCCUCGCAUACGUGUUCGACCACACAUUCGACAAAGGAAUGGGCAUUGAGGUCUACAUCAACGCGAACGCCAGCCGCGCGACCCGAGAGCCAGAGAACUCCUCCCUGUUCCGCCCCUACGACAUACACGUCGAGGUGAAGGGCUUGGGCGUCUGCAUGGAAAACCAGAAGGCGCAGAUGAUGGUGCAGACGAAGGGCCUGAUGGACCGAAGCGGGCAAGGCCUGCGCGUGCUGGUGUCGAGUCGCAUCGUCCAGUCGCUCGGAGGCAGCAUGAAGAUCCAGUCUUCGCCUCUGCGUGGGACGUUCUUCUCCUUCUCCAUUCGCGCGAAAGGACGAACGCGCCUCGCCGACCUCCAUAGAGACUUCAGCCUUAUUGCGGGCUGCCGCCUGCGCAUCGCGACGCUUGGCCUACCGCAGGAGACGCGCCGCUCUUUCUUCUUCCUCUGCAAAGACAUCGGCGUCGACUGCGUGCACUGCUACGGCCUCCAGCAGCUCCUCGAAGCCGUCUCCGAGGACUCCGAUGCGCCCACCGCGGCCAUUUUCCUCGGCGACUUCGUCCAGUUCACCGCCGAUCCGGCCGACCCGAGCUCUCGUGCGCUGUCUCCUUCGGAGGUUUUCGAUAGAGUGCAGGUCGCGUCUUCGAGUCAGAAUCGGCGCAGCGUCAAAGUCUUUCUGGCCUCCAUGGACUCCGACCCGGCCUCCGUGGCGAGCCGGGGUGGAACGGUCGCGACGCGCCUCUCGCAGGGAGAAAACUACGUCUGGCUCCAUCUCCCGGUUCACUCGAGCGUGCUCAUCGGGCUCAUCGUCCGCGGCUGCAAAGGCGCCUCGGUGGAAGGCACGGAAGACCUGCAGGCGUGGAUCGCGAAGCAGGCGAUGCACCGGUCUCAGAGAGCGAGCUUCGAGCGCGGAAACCUGGCGGCAGUCCUCCCGCAGGGCUCCUCCGCAGGGCGAGGCACGCACUCGGGCUCGGUGUUCCUGAACUCUCCCGCCGCAGCUUCGGCGCGCCGCGGAGCGGAGGAGACACGCGACUCCGUCGGCUCGUUGAGAAGCAAGUCGGCGCGAAGCUUCCUCCCGCGACGCCUCACCGGCAGCCCCGAGGACGGCGCGGGCCCCAGCGACGAGGCCGCCGCAGCUGCUGAGACCGAGAGCGCGCCUUCCGCGGAUUCGGAGGAGGACGAGGCCCAGGCGCUGCUUCCCCUGCCAAACGAAGGCCUGUCGAGUUUGUUUUCGAGGCCAGACGCGAUCCCCGAGUGUCUCUAUCCAGACGUCAACCGCGUGAUUCGCGUCAUCGACGACGUCGGCUUGUCCCGACCUACGGAGGACAUCUCCCGCGCGUUAACCGAGGAUCCCCCGGCUCUCUGCAGGUCUCGGUGCUUCGCGGACGCGUACGACGUCUCGCUCGCGCUUGCGCAGUACUACCAGGCGCUGCCUGUGACAGACGCAACCGAAGACGACGCGCCGCCCCCGUCCUUCUUUUUGUCGUCCGAGGCGCGCGGGCCUGCAUUCCGCGAAGGCGAGAGCGGCGACGACGCACGCUUUCUUCCGCGAAAACGACAGGAUCCUCGCGCCCUCAUGAACGGCCUCUCUUGCCUGGAAAUCAAACUGCCGCUUGAGCAUGAAAUACAGGCCUACUUCAACCUCGUCUCCCCCACCGCGCGCACGGGCGAGCCGCUGACAAUGCACCAGCUGCUGCACUGGGACUUCCACGUUUUGAAUUUAUCGCCGGCGAGCGCUGUCCUCGUCACGAGAGACUUACUCAGUCAGUUCGCAUCGAAAGCGAAACUGGAAAUUCCCGGCCAAGUCAUCAUGGCGUUCUCCGUCGCGAUCUAUAAAAACUACCGACCCAACCCCUAUCACAACUUUCACCACGCGCUCAACGUCGCACAGGUUUUGUGUCUGUUGCUCGCGCUGCCGGACGUCGCGGCGCAGUUCACUCCGAUCGACUACUUGGUGCUUUCAGUCGCGGCGCUGGGUCACGACAUCGGUCACCCGGGCGCCAACAACCUCUUCAUGACCCGCUUCAACUGUUGGCCGUCGAAGAUCUAUCAGAACGUGUCGGUCCUCGAAAACUACCACGCCGCGAGCCUCUUCCAAAUCCUCAGGAAUCCGGCGUUCAACGUAUUUUGCUCGCUUUCGCCGGCGAGCUUCUCCCCUAUUCGCAAGCGCAUCAUCAGUGCGAUUCUGUGGACGGACAUGGCGAAGCACUUUGACGUCGUGGCCAAGCUGCAGGCGAAGAUUCAGGGCGAGAUGGUUCUCGCGGAGGGCAUCAUCGUCACGCUGACAAAAUCGUACCUGGAGGGGCUCCUGCUGCAUGCCGCGGACAUCAGCAACCCCAUGAUGAACUUCGACAUCUGCCGCGACUGGGCCUUCCGCGCCUGCGACGAAUUCCAUCAGCAGAACAAGUUGGAAGAAUCCAGCGGCUUCGCGCCGUUCAUGCCCAACUUUCAGCACUUCGACGCGUACAACGUGGCGAAAUGCCAAAUUGGGUUCAUCGACGGCAUCUGCAAACCGCUCUUUAACAGCCUCGCGCUGAUGUUUCCAGCGCAGCUCGGCGACCGCGCGACGCAGCUGCACAAAAACCGGUAG
Besnoitia besnoiti is the source of this 4047-nucleotide messenger RNA. RefSeq lists its product as uncharacterized. The coding region runs from base 1 to 4047 and encodes 1348 amino acids. Gene Ontology annotation, molecular function: 3',5'-cyclic-nucleotide phosphodiesterase activity. Lineage: Eukaryota; Apicomplexa; Conoidasida; Eucoccidiorida; Sarcocystidae. Gene Ontology annotation, biological process: signal transduction. The transcript has 19 exons. The record is from RefSeq and is a predicted model, not a curated record.